AUGUCAAUGCCAGCGUCCAUUGCUGAGCUCAGCAAUGCUUCGAAUGCCUCGUUUAACCCUUCGUCGCCUUCACUGGCGCAAGAUGAGGCCAUGUUUCUAGAGGGAGCUGGUAGCAGCAACCUCAAUAGUAACCUGGAUGAAGACUAUCACUCCGAUUCCUCCUCUUCUCAUAGUACUUCAUCACAGGAAGAGGGUUCAUCUUCCAAAAAGAAAAAGUCUUCUUCCCAUAAGAAAAAGAGUUCAUCCUCCAAGAAGAAAGAGGUCAAGCAUGUCAGAGGAGCUUGGACAGAGGAGGAAGAUAACCACUUGAGAAAGCUUGUUGAAAAGUUUGGAGCUAAAAAGUGGUCACAAAUAGCUCAAGAAUUGCCAGGACGAAUUGGAAAACAAUGCAGAGAGCGUUGGUACAAUCAUUUGGAUCCAUCUGUGAAGAAGGAUUGGUGGACUCCAGAGGAGGAUCGUAUCAUUAUAGAGUAUCAUGAAAAGCAUGGUAAUAAGUGGGCUCAAAUUGCUAAAAUUCUUGAUGGAAGAACGGCCAAUGCUAUCAAGAAUCAUUGGAAUUCGACAUUGAGACGUGUUGUGGAGAAGUCCAAAGAUAAGGCCAAGAAGAGUGGAGGAAUUUGUGAAAUUGUUUUGCCUCCCUGCCCAAAGAGAAAGAAAUCAUCCUCCAAGGGCAAUUCUACUUCCGAUAAGAUACAAUCCAUGACCAUCCAGCUUCGUUUCAACACCACCAGUAACAAACUUUUGGACAUUAAGACUACCAAGGUUGUCACUAGCGAUGGGGAGGUACAGUCAGGAGAUGAUGAAGGUGGUGGUGUUGAUGACUCUGACAAGAUCCCAUCUUCUCCCAACUCUUCCAAGAAAACUCUCACUGAUUCUGAGGAGGCUCCUACCAAGUCACACCGCCAUAAAACGUCAUCGCUGAGAAAGAGAAAGAAACCUGCUCGUGACUCUGAUUAUGAUUAUGAGGAAGAAGAGGAAGAAGAUAGCGCCAAUGAUAAGGCAGAAAAGGAGACUGUUCAAAGUCGACGACCCAAGGGACGACGCUCCUCUCGUAAACAAACCAAUGACGAGGAGGAAUAUCAUUCUGGAGAGGAGGAGUCUGACGAGGAUGAAGACUUACCCUCAACGGAUCACAAUGACUCUGCUGAGGACGAGAAUGUAUCAACCAAGAAACGAAAGCUCUCUUCAUCCUCCAGCAACAAGAAUGUCAAACAAUGUGCCUCUUCAUCCUUCAUGUCAUCCAAUGCUGGAGGUUCCCAUGAAAGUCCUUCCCUUACCAGCAGCAGCAACAAUUGUGCUGAACAAACGAUUCCAAAUCCAACUGCUUGCCCUUCCAUCACCACCGUACCCUUGUAUAAUCCUAACUUCUUCCAAUCCUCCUCAACAACAAUGAAUCCAAAUGUACAAUUCCAACAGCCAUCCAGCGUGACAGCUAUUCCUCAACCACAACACAUAUAUGACUAUUCCGAUUUUGACUUUCCAUUCCUUGAAGACAUGUCUUAUCAACAACCUCUCACAACGAUGAACAACAUCAACAAUAGGUACCAAUCGCAGCCCAUGCAAACAGUAGCUGCUGGCUCUUCCUCCCACCAUCAUGUACAGUAUCCAUAUGCUUCCACUGGUAGCUCGUUCUCACGAACAUGUGCUGCCCCAAAUUCUUCCAAACAACCACCACAGCAAGUCUUCUACUCGAGUGAACAAUUGCAAAAGAUGAGACAAUCGUUCUUGGAAGAUUUGUGGAACCAUGAUGACACAGAUUUCAAGUCCAUUGUAGAAUCCAGGAGGUUUGAUCCACAAUACUCGGCCGAGUAUUCUUCAUCGGAUUUAGGUGCUGAUGCUGACAUUAACUUCUUUCUAGAUUUUACCUUCUAA
This is a messenger RNA of Naegleria fowleri, 1872 nucleotides long. RefSeq lists its product as uncharacterized. Bases 1 to 1872 code for a protein of 623 amino acids. Gene Ontology annotation, biological process: positive regulation of transcription by RNA polymerase II; mitotic cell cycle. Gene Ontology annotation, cellular component: nucleus. The transcript has a single exon. Lineage: Eukaryota; Heterolobosea; Eutetramitea; Acrasida; Naegleriidae. Gene Ontology annotation, molecular function: RNA polymerase II cis-regulatory region sequence-specific DNA binding; DNA-binding transcription factor activity, RNA polymerase II-specific. The record is from RefSeq and is a predicted model, not a curated record.